This is a messenger RNA of Plasmodium coatneyi, 1074 nucleotides long. RefSeq names its product KIR protein. The record is from RefSeq and is a predicted model, not a curated record. The transcript has 2 exons. Lineage: Eukaryota; Apicomplexa; Aconoidasida; Haemosporida; Plasmodiidae. The coding region runs from base 1 to 1074 and encodes 357 amino acids.
AUGGAAAUAGAGAAAGGACCACCACUCGACGGUAAACCUUGGGACUUCUUUUAUUAUUGGUUAGUUAAUGAAAUAAGAACAUUAAAGGACCAGGAUUUUAUGGAUAUAAUGAGGAAAAUUUACGACAAGUUACAAGGGGAAAAACGCAAGCAGAAGUUCAAUGAUAUGUACGAUAAUAUUGGCGAGGACGUUUUCGAUAAUAGUAUGCAACUAUUCAAUUAUGACUAUAAUGUUAGUGCUAUAGCGAAACUUCCGAAGUGCAGUAGUUAUUUAUCAGAUGGGAAUUAUAUUAAAUACCACAGUAAAGCUCAAAAAGCAUAUAUAUGGUUAUGUGAGAAAUGUGUGGAAAAUAAUAGUGAUGAUAAGUACUGUAUGGAAUUCAAGAAAAGCAACGGAAACUGUGAGACUAAGCAGAAUUUACCACAAUUAGAGUGCAAAGGAGUACAGGCACCGGAAACCUUAACAAUGGAAGAAGAAGAUGAUUCAGAUGAAUUACCUUCAAAAGAAAGGUACGAUAAUUUUGACAGAGGGGCAGGAAGUACCACAGGAGGUGGAAUUUGGAAUAAGGAGACAGAAAUAAGGGCUCAUUUAGAGAAUGAAUUAAACAAGUAUGAUCGUAUUAAGAAACAUGCCGGUAACAUCACAAAAGCUUGGUGUUAUGUAACUAAUGGUGCGAACGAAGAGGGGGACUACGCAGGAGAAGUAAGGAGGAAGGAAGUGAGUGGUCCUGUAUAUGACCUGUUUUAUUUUUGGCUGGGAGAUAAAGUAUGGAACAAUUUGGGCAGGGAUAAUACCUUCUCAGAAGUUACGGAUAAAAUUUAUCGUGCACUGAAGGAGAAGUUGCUUUCUGAAUAUAGGUGUGGAACUAUAUAUACUGAUAUUACUCAAGAGUAUUUCAAACAAAUGAAAAUACUGUCCAAUUAUCAGAUGGAUGAAAGUACUAUAACUGAGGAACCAAAAGGUGAAGGGGAACUUUGUUCUGCACGAUAUGAAGAUUACCUACAGAAAGUACAAUAUGCCUAUGAAAUUAUACAGAAGGAAUGUGUAGCACACAAAAAAUCACAAGUGGUGUAA